AUGCGUUUCGCCAUCGCCACAGCCUUUUCUCUAGCUCUUCUCAACUCGGCCUCUGCUCAGCUCCUCGGUGGCCCGCUUUCCGUUCUACCAACAACGUCGCUCUUCAGCCCAACCGGCACCGGAAUCAGCUGCGCCAACCAGGGCAACGCGCUGCUCAACGCGAAUGCUCUGACCAAUGUUCGGUGUGGCGGUAGCGGCGGCUAUGCUCCCGCCCAAAUGAGCUGUGGCAACCAAGGCGACAAUCUUGGCUUCUCCCUCGCCAACAUCAACGCCCUCACCUCCAUUGAGUGCGCCAGCUACUAA
This is a messenger RNA of Puccinia triticina, 303 nucleotides long. RefSeq lists its product as uncharacterized. The coding region runs from base 1 to 303 and encodes 100 amino acids. Lineage: Eukaryota; Fungi; Basidiomycota; Pucciniomycetes; Pucciniales; Pucciniaceae. The record is from RefSeq and is a predicted model, not a curated record. The transcript has a single exon.